Molecule: messenger RNA, 1956 nt
Organism: Aspergillus sclerotioniger CBS 115572
Lineage: Eukaryota; Fungi; Ascomycota; Eurotiomycetes; Eurotiales; Aspergillaceae
Product: MFS general substrate transporter
Exons: 2
Coding region: 290-1675 (461 amino acids)
Biological process (GO): transmembrane transport
Molecular function (GO): transmembrane transporter activity
Source: RefSeq, a predicted model, not a curated record
CUAUCAGUAGCGAGGGCAAGGCUGGGAGAAGGCGGGGCCGACCCUGUCAGUGAUGAAUGAAUCAGACCACUUUCCGGAGUUACUUGGACACUAUCCUGUUAGCUUAUUGUUAGCUUGUUGUUAGCUUCGUGGCUACUACUCCGUAUCUAGAUAGUCUCAUUUUGGUGGCGGUCGGAGCUGAAGCCGCCGGCCCGUCCAGCCCAAUCUGUUUCCCACCUGCUGUUCCUUUUGUUCCCCACCGUCUUCCUUCUUCCUCGAGGGAUUCCCCUUCGUUUGCAGUUGAUUGAAAAUGGAUGAGAAGGACGACCAUCUCAAGGAAGCGGAGAUUACUGUCCAUUCCGCGAGCCCCGUGGAUGAUUCCGACCCCCGGAAUUGGUCGUCCACGUACAAGUGGUCGAUUGUGAUCCUGGUGGCUGCCCUGAGUGCUGUAGUUCAACUGUCUACCAUCAUCGCAGCCCCCGUCUCCCCUUCCAUCCUCGCCCACUUCCACUCCGACAAUGCCCUCUACCGCACCCUCAUCGUUUCCAUCUGGGAACUGGGCGAAAUCGUCGCCCCGUUACUAUGGGGCCCUCUCUCCGAGCUGUACGGCCGUCACUGGGUCCUGAACAUCGCCAAUAUCCUCUUCGUCGCCUUUCUGGCCGGCAAUGCCGCCAGCACCAACAUCCAAAUGCUGAUCGCGUUCCGCUUCCUCAGCGGCUCCGCAACAGCAGGAUCAACAAUCGGCCCCGGAAUCGUCAGUGAUCUCUGGCCGGAGGAGAGCCGAGGACGUGCAAUGUCGAUCAUGAGCAUGACAGGUGCGCUUGGACCUGUCAUCGGACCCAUCAUCGGGUCAUACCUGAGCCAAAAAGCAGGAUGGCGAUGGGCCUUUUGGCUACCUACCAUCGCUGCCGGCGUUCUCUCCAUCCUCUUCGUCAUCAUAUACCGUGAAACAUACAGCGUCACCCUCGCGAAGCGCAAAGCCGGUACCCAGCCUAAGGAUGGCGACGAAACGGCCGGACAAUUGUUCUUCAAUACGAUUCUCCGUCCGCUUCGUCUGCUCAUUCGCUCUCCCAUGCUCAUUCUCGUAACGAUUUACCUCAGUGUAGUGUACGGAUUCACCUACCUGAUUAUGACUAACAUUGCUCCUAUCUUUCAAAUCCUUUACCACUUUUCUGAGGGCGCCUCAGGUCUGUGCUUCCUCGGUCUGUGUCUUGGUCUCGUUCUAGGAGCGUUUCUAUGCAGUUUCCUGCUAGACCAUUAUCUCCGUACGGUCCGGGCAAAGUCAACCAUUUCGACUCCCGAACAACGUCUUCCUCCUGUCCUCAUCGCAUGUCUGAUCAUGUCCAUUGGCUUUAUUGUCUUCGGAUGGACAGUCCACUUCCACGUACAAUACGUCGUCCCGAUCAUCGGGACCGGGAUCAUUGGGUUUGGUCUCGUGGCUACUACCAUCACGCUGCAGACGUACGUCGUUGACGCGUUUGGAGUCUACGCCGUUAGCGCUACCAGCGCGAUGCUGGUUCCGAGGAACGCUUGUGCGGCGUUUUUGCCUCUUGCGGGAACACCGCUAUUCAAUGCUUUGGGGUAUGGUUGGGGUGGGACACUGUUGGGAUUGGUGGUUUUGGUGUUUUCGCCCAUGCCGGUUGCGUUCAUGUGGUUUGGGACGAGGUUGAAGGGGAGGGACUUGGGUGAUGUUUAGGUGGUUGUUGUCAAGCCGAGUCAAGUCAAAUCCAAGUCCAGUCAGAAUCCAUUGGCCUGAUGAAUCCCGCUAAGUGUGUUGCGAGCUAUGUAGCCGCCACCCCUUUGAUGCAAGAAUGUGAAGUCAAACCGUCGUAUCCCAUGAAUCCCACAUCUCGCAGUAUGAAACCACACAGAAGCCACGUGUAUAGGAGGAUAAAGCUAAACAGAACUCUAAAUGAUCUACAACUAAUCAGCCAUCCCCGUCGACCUAUCCUCCUUAUCCUCCUUCAUCUCGGUAAA